Cherax quadricarinatus is the source of this 1843-nucleotide messenger RNA. Lineage: Eukaryota; Metazoa; Arthropoda; Malacostraca; Decapoda; Parastacidae. The record is from RefSeq and is a predicted model, not a curated record.
UAGUGCUGAAGAUAGGAUAUCGUACGAGGGCACUGGUUCGUCAUCACUUGUACUUGUGUCUCAGAAUGACAAUGGUAUGAGCAAAAGACCAGCAAACUCAGGUGAUGAUCAGAAUAAAAACAGAAAGGCUGUUCCAAUUUUUAGUGUCAUGAAAACACCUUCAUCUACUGAGUAUUUGAAAUUAAGUCAAGGAUUAGAACUGCCUCAUCACCAUAAAGGUGAAAUGUCUGAACCACAACCAUCCAUGAAUAUUUCAUUGUGCCCUGGCACAACCAUCGUUAGUCCUUGUGCCCUCUUGAGGCGUUAUGAGAUGACGCUGCAAAAUAGGGCACCAAAAUGCUUAAGUGGUAAGGUGGACUUAACUGACACUAGUCAUCAAUGCACAAGCUUAUGUGAUUUAAAGUCUUCUGAUGACAACAGUGGUGCCAUUACAUCAAAAUCUGAUUCUGUGUUUCUUGAAGAUUCAAGAAAAGAUUUAACAGUUUGCCAUAAAGAAAACAUACUUGAAAAUAAAAUACCCUCUUUGCUUCAGGGAAACAAGUCAGGUUAUCCAGAAAGAUUAGAAAAUGUGGACACCACUACUGAAAUCUGUGUGUGAUUCUGAGUGCCCUCAAACAGUUGUAGUGGAUGCUCUUCAUUUUUUAGAAAAGUGUGAGAAAACAGUCUAAGUUGCCACAGAUGAGAGAUACUAAUCCAAGUAAGGAAGACAGUUCAUUGCAUUGUACAUUUACUAAAGACUGCAUUCCUCAAAACAUUAAUAACAUAGGAUCUGAAAUUAUAUCUCAUUCUUCUCUUGAAGGCAUAUUUGACCUUCCAACAAACAUUAGGACUAACUGUGUGUAUGAGAAAAAAGGUUCUCUAAAAGGGAAAGACUAUGGAGAAAAUUUAUUUCCACAUCCUGAGUGUAGAGGUAAAGAGGAAAAUAUAAGCAAAUCCAUUUUUCCUGUUGUCAAUACCAGUAAUGCUGGAAGAGAGAGAAUAAAAAUGGUUGCAGAAAUUCCCUUAUCACAGUCUAACUUAACACUAGACUCUUCAAUAGGCCUUUUACUUUCAUCUAGUGUAGGUGCAGCAAGUUCCACUUUAUCACAUUUUCCAUCAGAAUGCCAGCCAUUUCCUCCAGCUUGUUGUUGUGCUUCAUAUGAGCAACCCUCCAACCCAAAGUAUCAAUUAACCAGUAGAGAAGAGCAGGUACUUGGCCUAGCAGUGGAUAAAUAUAGUCAUCCUAGUGGCCAGUUUAAACAAGUGGGUCAUGUCACAGCCCCAACAUUAUGUCUUUUUAAUAAAGAGGAUGCUUCAUUAGAUACUUCAAUGAAUUUACACAUGACACAGAAUGUUAAGCCUAAUGUUGUUGCUAAUGAGUCAGUCUUCCCGGUAAGCUACUUAGAUACUAAACAGCCAACAUGGCGUACAAGACACCAAGACUUCAGUCCUUCCAGUCCAGUUCCCUGUGAAAGACAUCCGACAAGAUCUUCAUUUCCCAAUGCUGUGAAGUGUAGUGGUGUAUGUUGUUCUGCUUCAGGGCACACAGAUUAUAUUGGUAGCCAAAACUUGCAUAGUAUGUCAGCAGUACCACUUAAGAAACAUCCACAGUUAUCUAGAUAUCCUUAUGAUUUACCAGAAGAUCCCAUUUUUGAAAGAAGUAGUGAAAUGACUCAAAGAUGUCAUCAGCAAAUUUCUCUGUGGCCUAGGAUAUCAGAUCAACCUCGUACAUCAAGAGCACAUACAUCAGCAAGUGUUUCCCAUAGUAUAGGAUGUUGUUGUGAGCGUUACUCAAAUAACAGGACUUGUCAGAAUCCCAAAGAUGUAUUCAGAGAGCACACGCAUUGUCAGCCUAGUCAUCAAG